Serinus canaria (Common canary) is the source of this 1357-nucleotide messenger RNA. RefSeq names its product protein shisa-like-1. The record is from RefSeq and is a predicted model, not a curated record. Lineage: Eukaryota; Metazoa; Chordata; Aves; Passeriformes; Fringillidae. The transcript has 3 exons. The coding region runs from base 746 to 1357 and encodes 203 amino acids.
GGGGCCAGCUUGAAGAUCUGGCCAGGAGCCCCCGGCACCUGUGAGAGGCUGGUGGCAUGGCCAGGCCCAGCUGUGCUCAGGAGCAGGCAGUGCCUGGUGUUGGGCAGGAGUCAGGGGGAUGGGAGUCAGUUCCUUGUGCAGACAGCAAUGCUUGGGUGAAGCGUGGGAGUGCCUCCCCCAAACUCAGAGCCUUUAGCCCCGUUUCAGAGUGAGCCUGGCGCUCUGCUCUGCUGGAGCUGCAGUGGCUGAGUCGCAGCUAAAUACACUUGUCACCAGAGCAUCCUCCUGGUUGCUGUGGGAACCACAGGCCAUAGUUCCUGGCCCCCUGAGGCUACUUACUGCCAAUGGGCUCCAGCAGGGAGGGCAUUGGGAAGGACAGGGCGGGGUGGGGAACUGCCUCAGCUCUGGCUUGGUUGGGUUGGACUGGAUGAGCUUAGAGGUCUUUUCCAACCUGAAUGAUUCUGUGAUUCCACAAUUCCUGCACAGCCCCUAGCACAUCCACAUCCCAUGGGUUUGGCCCCUGGAAGCUCAGCACCUCACAGUGCUUGCCCUGUGCCCUGGCCUGGUCCAGUGCCCUUUCAGACACUCCCAGGAUGGGCCCAACUGGAGCCCUGGACACAGCAGCUGGUGCCUUGCAUCCAGCUGGGUAAGGAGCCUGCCAUCCUAGUCCUGGCCCCAGAAGCUCAUUACUGAUGCUCCCGCCUCCAGCCGGGUCCCUGUGGACAGGGGAGUGCAGGAGGCUCUAAUGGCUCUGAGCAGCUCUUGGUGGAGGCUCGAUGGAGGCGGGAGCAGGAGGGGCUGUGGUUUCUGCCUCCACUGGAGCCAGAACUGCCUCUGCCUAGGGCUGGCCGGGAAGAUGCUGGAUGGGCCCCUGCUCCAGCUGCUCCUUACCGUGGCUCUGUUCCCCAGCAUCCUUGGGACAGUCUUGGUGCAGAACCUGCACCUCUGCGAGGGCUACGUGGGCCCUGAUGGCCGCUCCCACCCCGGCUUCUACUGCCCGCGGCUGACGGACCCCCCCGGCCACCGCUACUGCUGCCAGCCCAGCCUGGAGGCUCUCAAGUCCUGCUGCUCCCAGCUGGCCCUGGAAGCCCUCACCGGAGUGAACCUCUCAAGCCUGGCUAGCCCCGGUCUACUGCGGAACCCGCUGGCCCUGCCUUUCGUGGCGCUCUAUGGGCUCCUUGUCCUUCUGCUUAUGGCCAUCGACCUCUGCCACUUCUACUGGACUCACCGGAGCCGCCUCAGCCGCCUGCUGCCCCGUGCCUUCCGCGUACCCCGUGGGUCCCCGCGGGGGCACCCGGCUGGCAGCCGGGCUCCCCACGGUGCCCCCAGAGUGACACGGCCCGGCCAGGGCUGCUGA